This is a messenger RNA of Zerene cesonia (dogface butterfly), 1101 nucleotides long. Its product is annotated as transmembrane protein 256 homolog. The record is from RefSeq and is a predicted model, not a curated record. The transcript is spliced from 3 exons. The coding region runs from base 109 to 600 and encodes 163 amino acids. NCBI's taxonomy places the organism in Eukaryota, Metazoa, Arthropoda, Insecta, Lepidoptera, Pieridae.
AAUUGUCAUUUUCCUAAGAGGGUUGAAGAUUUAAGGUAUUAUUGAUUUUUUAUUAAAUCAAGUUGUUUAACAAUAUUCUUGUAUUAAUUAUACUCGAACGAAAAAGGUAUGGUUAAUCUCGUCGAUACUUUAAUGAUAAAUACGGUGACGGAAGGGGCAAUGAAUGUUUUACGCAGUAUUGGAGUUUUUAAAACUAAGACAAUAGAAUCAGCACCACGUCCUAUUGUCAUAAAAAUGCCUCUUUGGGAAUUAGCACAACAAGCAGGGCCUUUCGUAAGGCUUGCAGGGUUAAGUGGUGCAGCCGCCGUUGUUCUAGGAGCUAUGGGAGCACAUCGUACUUUUCCAGAAACUGAAUCUAAAGAAGACUUAAAGAAAAUUUUCGAAACUGCUAAUAGGUUUCACUUUUUGCACACACUAGCUUUAAUGACGGUGCCCUUAUGCAGAAGACCUUAUAUUGCUGGUUCUUUCUUCAUUACUGGAAUGGGCCUGUUCUGUGGGACAUGCUAUUACCACGCCUUCACAGGAGAGAGGGCUCUACGAAGGCUCACACCUAUUGGAGGAUCUUGUCUUAUUCUUGGGUGGCUCGCCAUGGUACUUUAAUGUGACCCUUACCCUUUAUCGUAUGCAAUUUAGUAUUAGUAUUUAGUAUCUUCAUCACAUGCUUAGACAGAUCUAUCAUUCCAAUUUAUUCUUUGUUUACAGUUAAGUGAAACUUAUAGAACUAAUGUUACCUAUUCUUUAUGUUUAGUAUGUAAACUUAGUGGUUGUGUACAAGGUUUACUUUAUAUUGUUGAUCAUUUUGCUAUCUAUUUUUUAAUUGAAAUGGUUAUUUGAAUUAAGUUAGUUUCCCAUAGGCUCGUGGCAAAAUUAAGUUCUGAUUUUUCAAAUUGAAAACAUAUUUUUACCAUCAAUAAUUACUUGGAGCAUUUAGCAUUUUCUGUUACUAAAUAAUUAUGAAAAUACUAAGAUCUUGAAAUAAUGUCAACUUACAGCAAAGAAAGUGUUAAUGAAGGUAAUAGUGUUGAAAAUGUAUAUUUAUUUUUUUAAGCUACUACAGCAAUGUAAAUAUCCUUAUAUAAAAUAAAAUUUGUUUUUUUUUUU